Oppia nitens is the source of this 5569-nucleotide messenger RNA. RefSeq names its product zinc finger C3H1 domain-containing protein-like. The transcript is spliced from 6 exons. NCBI's taxonomy places the organism in Eukaryota, Metazoa, Arthropoda, Arachnida, Sarcoptiformes, Oppiidae. The coding region runs from base 124 to 5481 and encodes 1785 amino acids. The record is from RefSeq and is a predicted model, not a curated record. Gene Ontology annotation, cellular component: nucleus; exosome (RNase complex). Gene Ontology annotation, molecular function: protein binding.
UUGUCAUUAAUGUUGAAGUAGUGAUGCAAUGAUUAACUAAAUGUUUGUUUUAAUUAAUUGAUUGAAAAUUAGAGUAAAGCGUUGUUUCAAUGCAUUCAUACAUUAAGACAUUUAUGUGAAGAUAUGAAUGACUUAGAGGAAGGAGAGAUCGAUGAUAAUGGCGGUCAUGAAGACAGAUAUCAUGAAAAUGUUACACCAAAUAAUGCAAUUGAUAACAAUCAACGGCCAAUUGUACCGAAAGUGAGACCUAAUUUGGAUCAAAUAAGAGAUCCAUUGUUUGGUAAGAAUGAUACUGACCUUAGGUUUGACCGAAAUUAUAAUGAUUGCGAUGAAAGACUCAUUGGACACAACCCGUCAUUUCAACAAGAUUUCAGUCCAAACAUUGAACCAAAUCAACAAUUUCUGGUCACAAAUGAACCGAAAUAUAAUCCAAUUGACGCCUGUUCUCGGCCACCAUAUGUUGAUCCGAUGCCCAGAUUUAAAGACAACAGGUUUGACUCAUUUGCUUAUCGACAGCCAAUGUCUUCCAGUUAUCAACAUUUUGCAAAUCAAAGACCGUAUAGAAAUAGAUCGCGAAUACCAUUACUUCCAUCCCCUGUAAUGUUAUCGAAAUUCAGUCCAUCAAAUGAACCAUUGUUUCAACCAAUUAGACCAUCACUGGUCACACGUCUUAAUUAUCCACAACACGCUAUAAAUACUAGUCACAGUCCAGUGCCAACUAUUACCGGUAAUUAUUCAGCUGAAGACUGUUCACUUAAUGAUAUACAAUCAGUUAUACCUCAUGAGAGCCAUCAUUCAACUAUAGCCAUACCUUUUAUAUGCGACUCAAAUAACAUACAAAUUCAAACCAUUGCAGCAGAUAAUCAAAAGAGUGAAGACUCGUUUGACAAUAAAUACAAUCAAUUUAUGAAUUCAUUGAAUAGUAAAACUAUUGUUAUUGAAACAUGUAAUGAGAUCGAAGAAGUAGAAAUGUCUGACCAAUUAAUUGAUAGGGAUCUGUCACCAUAUGAUCCCGAAGAAGAUAUUACUAAAUUAAUUCCACUUUCACCAAUAAUGCAUAAUAUAGAUAAUGGAGUCAAUAAUAAUAAAAUAAAUGACAAGUCGUUAAAAUCUGAUUCAAAUGUUUAUUACAAGAAAAAAGAAAACACUAAAAGUGAUGAACAAAACAAAAGACUUGAACGUCUUCUUAAAGGUAUUAUUAGUCCAAAAAAGAGUAAAUUUUCACAAAGUAUUAAAAAACCCGUCAGAAGAGGAGUGACACCACUUAGGGAUUCAAAGGUCAAGUUUUCUAUUCAUACAAAAACUGAAGAUUUGUCGAUAUCUCACAAUCGAAAGCGUAAUAUUCAUAAAAUUUGUAGAAAUGUUGGCCACAAAAGUAGAAAAAAAUUGAAUCGAUUGGCUAAACGACAAGUAAUUACUGAAUUUAUUGAUGAUUGCAAACAAAAAUCUAAAGAAAAUAUAAACGAUACUUCAUAUGAGGAAUUACUAGAAGAAUAUAAGAGAAUACAACAACAACUAAAGGAAUUGGAUUACGAAGAAAAAAAUGAAGAAACAAUUGUGACGCUAAUUGACAGAGAAGAACAAGAAAAUAUUGAUAAGUUUGUUAAGAGUGGCGACGAUGUCUAUGAAAUGAGUGGCGAACGCAAAGAAAAUGAUAAUAAAUCUGACGAUCAGAACGAAGAAGAAGAAGAAGAACUAGAACUCAGAAGACUUGCGUUGGAAUCGAAAAAGAAGCGCGAAAUUGAAGAACAAGAAAGUGAAGAACUUAGACUAAGACAACAAUUGCUUCAAUCGUUGUUUAGAUCGAAAGCUAAAAAUGAAGUUCAGGUUAAUGUAAAAGAAAAUAAAAUGAUUAAUGAAGGCAUAGAUGAAGAGAUUACUUUGAAAUCGAUUGAUGAAAAUUGUGUUAUAAUUACUGAAACAAAUGAGACAAUUAAAGAACCAUUCAUUGCAGUUGAAGUACAAUUGUCAUCUAAUUUAGAAACUGAAAUUAUCACCAAAACUGAUCAAUUGUUUCCUAAGCCAAUACCGAAGUUUAUUAUAUAUUUUGGUGACGAUUCUACAGAUGAAGAACCAGAGAUGAACGAAAUUGUGGAUAAUGUUCCCAAAGGACUCGACUCAUUCUUAAGACAGGCUCGACUAAAAUCAGAGACUAACUCUACAGCGAAUCCACAAUCACUACAGAUUAUGUCGGAAACAAAACGAAGAGAAUUAGAUGAAUUAAAAGCGGAAAUUUUGAGAAGAGAACAGAACUUAAUUAGUGAUAAAAAGCUUAAAGAAAAUGAAAAUCUUUGGAAAUCAGCAAAAAAGAGAUUAGAAGAGAAGUUAUCGAAACGUGAUUUACUUAAAAGUAGAGUUACAUUAAAGAGAAAUUUAUUACGAAAGGCACAGAUCCAGGCGCGCAAACUUCAUGAGGCAUAUAUAGCCGCUCAACGAAUUGUCACCGAAACGGCUUCAGAGUUCCGUAAGUUUAAUGAAAAAUUGAAAAAUUCUGAAAAAGAUGUCGAACAAGAAAAUGUAAGCAUUUCUAACCAUCAAAAAGAAUGCUUAAGAAUUGGUACAAAAUUAAAAGGAAAGUCAUAUAAAUUACCAAAACAUUUAUCUGUAAAAGAAAUGAGUGCUAAUAGUGUUGUUAAUAAAGAGAAAAAAGAAUCGAUUGCAGAGAAGAAUUUGUCAAAAGAAGAGAUGGCUAAACAUAAGAAACGAUUGCAUCGAGAAUUAGUACAAAAUCUUGAAUUUUAUUCAAAAUUAUUAGAUCUGAAGAAAGCAAAUCUUAUACGACCCGCAUCUCCUUUAUCUAUCAAACCUCAAACAUCUAAUUUAGACUCUUUAGCAAAACAUAUAAUGAAAGACAUAUCAAUUGAUUCACUAAUAUCGUUGGAUUGUUUUCUUGAAAAUAUGUUUACAAUUGAUUAUAAUCUGAAUACCAAUAUUACGAUUCCUGAUAUUGGUUUGAAUCUAUCGACUAAAUUGAAUGACAAAAAUAAUAAUUGUAAUCUAAAUGAUAGUGUACUCUCACAUUUACAUUCAUACAGACUAACUGAAAAUCCAUUAAAUAAUAUCAGUUCAGAUCACUGGACUAAUGACUUGAAUCCAAUUCAAGAGAUUUGUACAUUUGAUUUGUUAGGCACCUGUAAUGAUGACAAAUGUUUUGGACAACAUAUUAGUAAAAUAAUAUUAAGUCCAUCGAAUAAAAUUGUUGACUUACUUUUGUAUGAUCCAGAAGUGGCUGGAGUUAAGACUGAAUCCACACAAAAAAUGAAUAGUGGAAUAUAUGAAGGAAUUAGAAGAAAAUUGGAUCAGUUCUCACAAAAACUAUUAAAAGCCAAACCAAAUGAUUCCUUAGAGACUCAUUGUAGAAGAAUAGCAGAUUUAAUCCGAAAACGUUUAUUGAAAAAGAAAUCAAAUGAAGAUCCGGUGGUUUGUUUGCUAACGCGACGAAUACCUAAAAUGUUUAAUACACCAAAAAUGAAUGUUCCCUUUGAUGAUCUCAUGUAUAGAUUUAAUAUAAAAGACAAAUCUCUGGUUAUAAAUCRAAGCAAAAUAUCGGAACUAAAACUAUCAGCUGAUCCGGACAUUUAUAUUAAGAAUAGAUUUUUUGCUCCCGAAGGAGUGCCUAUAAGUGCACAAUUGGAGACAACAUUAGCUGCUGAUCCAAAUAAUAUUCAAUUAUGGAUCAAAUUGGCGUAUUAUCACAUCAGCAGAUGUUGUGAAUAUAACAACGACGACUCAAUAGAUCGGGCACUCAAUGUGUUAUCGCGAGCUUUAGAGCACAACAAAAGCGAACCCGAACUCUAUGAACACUAUCUCUAUAUUUACUCGAAUCGAACCGUAAGAAAGGGUGAAGACUUGAAACUGAAUUUAAAUAACAUUUGUAGGAAAGCUGUUGAAUACUGUCCUCACUAUAGGGUCUGGAAAUGCGUUUUGUCUUUAUUUGUCAGUUAUACCGAUAAGUUGAACGCUUCCAAUGAAUUGCUUUAUAAACUGAUAAACAAAUCAAUGUUAGGAAUCAGUGACUUAGACAUCCGUUCCCAUCAAAUAUUAGAGACAUUUCUUUAUAAAAUUCAUCUCAAUUUACAACAAAAUAAAAUUAAAGAUUCACUAAAAGAGUUUAGUAAAGCUUUAGAUAAUAAUGAUAACGAAAAUUUAGAAAAUUUAAGCAAUGAAUUGAUUGAUUGUGACCGAGUAUUUGCGUGGCUAUGCUAUACAUAUCUAAUGAUUUACAAACAUUUACCAAACCAUUGCUUUGAACUAACAAAACAAGGUUUUCCUCAGUUAAUCAAUAAAAAUGCAUUUAUUUUUGAUUGGAUUUCAUUAAAAGAUAGGUUUAAUUUGAAUGAUAUGAAGUGUCACUUGAUUAGAGCCACACAACAGUGUCAUCUCAAUAAUAAAAACAGUUUAGCCAUUCACGUGAAUUUAGCCCAACUUUACUCAGUCUAUGAAAAUGAUGACAAAUUUUUUAACGAUUUGCUCGACUCUCUUAAAGUUAAUGUUAUUGAAUGGCCUCUAAUGAUAAACAAAAGGUUCACAUUUAAAGAUAAUGAUAUGAAUUCAGUGUUGAAUUUUGAUGAAAGUCUUAGUCAACCCAAUAAAGACAUUAGAAUCCAUUUGAAUGCCGCCAAACACUAUACAAGUAUGGGAUUCAUAUCUGAUGCUAAAAAUCAAUUGCUUAUAAUUGCAUCACAUUUUUAUAUGAAUUGUAUUAUAAAUGUAAAUAUCAUGAAACCAGCCUUUGAAGCACUUCUUUUAGAAAGUCAUGAAAAUGAACACAACUUUGAGUUAAUUAAUUGCAGAAAAUCUAAAGAAUCCAAUUCUCCUAUUCUUUGGUUGUCUUAUAUAUUAUUACUGGAAUUGGACUGUUGUUGUGAAAGAGAUAUAGACUUAGCAUUUCAAACGGCAUUAGCUCUUUGUUCAUCCGAUGGAAUCAAUGCUAAAGAUGUGCAACUUUUGUGGUCAAAUUAUUUAGAGUAUUCGAUGAAACACAUAACAAAUGAAAAACAAUUUAUUGACUUAUUUGAAAGUGUUAGACAUUGUUGUCUUACAAUCAAAGACUCAUUAUUUCAGUCACAAGUAAUAAGAUUUUUAUGUCAAAAAUUACCACCAAAUGAAAAAUCAAAGGCAUUGAUUCAGUUCGCAAAACUGAUUCCCGAAAACAUAAAUAUAAUGUUAACAGCCAUUUGUUUUUCACUUGAAAUCAAUCAAAAAGAAAGAAUUUGGCUUUUAGUUAAUUAUCUUAUAUUUGACAAAAAAAUUCGUAUCAAAUGUUUGGACUUUUGGAAAAUUGUUAUUGGAUUGGCUAUUGAAAGAAGGGACCACUUGUCAGCUCAUAAAUUGUUUCAAAUAGCAAUUUCAUUGAUGCCAUACAAUACUAUUCUCUGGCAAAAUCUCAAAUUAUACGAGACGUGUAUUAAACACAGCGAACAUAUAAAACAAGCGAAAAGUGUUUGUGAAGAUCAUCUCAAAGUUCCUCUAAUUAUAUAAAUAUCUAUUUUCAUUAAGAAAUGCUUUUACGGUAAGUUUUUUACAGUAAUUGUUAUGUUGUUUAUAAAAAUAUAUACUAUUUAUAUGU